CGAAAUUCCUCACGUCAAUUGGUUGGCAUGCAGUGUAGUUUUUUUUGAAAGAUCAUCUAGAACUAGAAGGCAAGUUUUAUCACAGAUGAUUUAAUUCGAGUUGAAGAAAAAGGAGAGCAAAAGAAGUACAUGGGUGUUUGUAAGCUUCCUGGAGACGAUAAGAAGCAUCGUCGUAUUGACAUCAUAGUAUCACCGUAUAGUGAAUACCCUUGUGCCCUUGUUCAUUUCACUGGAUCUGGCCACUUCAACCGAUCCAUGAGGGCGCUAGCCAAGAAAAAGGGAAUGUCUUUAUCUGAGCAUGCAUUACGGACAGGGGUCGUCCGGAGAGGUCAAGAGAAGAUUCAUGAAGGCACUCCUCUACCAGUACACAGUGAGAAAGAUAUCUUUGAUCAUCUUGGUUUAGACUAUAGGGAACCUCAGGAGAGGGAUUAUUAAAACAUAGUUUGACCUUUCUAGACAGGGGUUAUCCAAAGGUCAAGAGGUCAAGAGAAGAUUCACGAAGGUACUCCUCUACCAAUCCACAAUGAGAAAGAUAUCUUUGAUCAUCUUGGUCUAGACUAUAGGGAACCUCAGGAGAGAAAUUAUUAAAACAUAGCUUGACCUUUCUAGACAGGGGUUAUCCAGAGGUCAAGAGGUCAAGUGAAGAUUCACAAAGGCACUCCUGUACCAGUCCAUAGUGAGAAAGAUAUCUUUGACCAUCUUGGUUUAAACUCCAGGGAUCCUCAAAGAGAUUACUAGAACAUUGAUUGACCUUUCUAGAUAAAGGUCAUCCAUAGAGGUCAAGAAGUCGAUGGAAAAUUCAUGAACGUGCUAUUCUCUAUUUGAUUGUGUGAAAGAUACUUUGAUCAUCUUGGCUAAGACUAGAGGAAACCUCAUGAAAGAUUACAAGAACAUUGAUUGACCCAUCUAGAUAAAGGUCAUCCAUAGAGGUCAAGGGGUCAGUAGGAAAUUAUGAGAGCACCUCUCUCCAGUUGAUUGUUUGAAAGAUAUCUUUGACCAUCUUGGUUAAGACUAGAGGGAACCUCAUGAAAGAGGUAACUAGAACAUUGAUUGACCUUUCUAGAUAAAGGUCAUCCAUUGAGGUCAAGAGGUCAAUAGGAAAUUAUGAGAGCACCUCUCUCCAAUUGAUUGUUUGGUUUAGACUACAGGGAUCCUCAUGAAAGAGAGUACUAGAACAAAGAUCUGAUCUGCAGAGGUCAAAGGUCAAGAGAAAGUUCAAGAAAGAAUUCCUCUCCGAGUACAGUGAGAAAGGCCUCUAUGAUCAUGAUAAAACAUUAUUGUUUGUGUGGUGACACUCUUUUAUUAAUGAAAUUUGAUAAUUUACUAUUUAAUGGCUCUUGAGAUUGACACAGAUGAAAUCAAUGUUUUAAAGUAAUUUCUUGUUCACUUCAGCUGUAUCGAUGACAGUUUUAAAAACAAACUCAAUUUUCAUUUUGUAUAUUUUUGUAGUGAAACAUUAAAUUGAAUUCAUAUUUAAUUGCAGUACUAAAUGAACAAAUUCGUAAUGACAAAAGUAUAGUGUGAAUUUUCAUCCUAAUAUCAAUGAAUUCAUGCAAAUAAAAUGAUGCUUAGAAAUAUGACGUGCAAUAUGUUAACAAGUAAAAUCACUUCAAACCCUGUAAAAAGAAAGUAACAUUCUUAACUUGAUGUCAUUCAUAUUUGUUUAAAGCAUAG
Lytechinus variegatus (green sea urchin) is the source of this 1674-nucleotide messenger RNA. Its product is annotated as DNA polymerase lambda-like. The record is from RefSeq and is a predicted model, not a curated record. Gene Ontology annotation, cellular component: nucleus. Bases 130 to 435 code for a protein of 101 amino acids. Lineage: Eukaryota; Metazoa; Echinodermata; Echinoidea; Temnopleuroida; Toxopneustidae. Gene Ontology annotation, biological process: double-strand break repair via nonhomologous end joining. The transcript has 4 exons. Gene Ontology annotation, molecular function: DNA-directed DNA polymerase activity; DNA binding.